AUGGACGUGGCGACGUUGUUCGCCGGUCUGGUAUUUAUUGGUUUACUUUCUCUUUUCUUUUUCAUCCUUGGUGUUUAUUUCACAGCUGAGUCCUACCCUAACCUGCUGCGCCAUGAAAGUGAAAUGUUAUUCACGGACCCGAAACACAGUAAUACCAAAAUGAAAUUCCCAAGUCUGGGCGACGAAGUGCCCAGCAUAGACUUGUCUGUCAUUGUUCCGGCUUACAACGAGGAAGAACGAAUGCCUCAGAUGCUAAACGAAGCCAUUACCCACCUAAAUAAGAGACAGAAAUCCAGCCCCACUUAUAAAUACGAAAUUAUAAUUGUCGACGAUGGUAGCAAGGACAAGACGACUGAAACGGCUUUGUUGUAUUCAGAAAAAUACGGCACCGAGAAGGUGCGUGUUUUAACUUUGGAGCAAAACCGAGGUAAAGGUGGUGCUAUUCGGUUAGGAAUGAUGUCGGCGCGUGGUCAGUGGCUUUUAUUUGCUGAUGCUGACGGUGCAACCAAAUUUUCCGAUUUGGACAAGCUGGAACAAGAAGUGGAAAAACUUUUGCUGAAGAACAAGUCCCAAAAUGCAGCUGUCGUUUGCGGUUCCCGGGCGCAUCUCGAGAAGGACUCCAUCGCCACCCGGAGUAUCUUUCGGACGAUCUUGAUGCAUGGGUUUCAUUUUAUUGUCUGGUUGUUGUGCGUGAGGGGCGUUAAAGAUACUCAGUGUGGAUUCAAGUUGAUGACCAGAGAGGCGGCAUUGCUUCUUUUUUCUAACUUACACGUCGAGCGCUGGGCCUUUGACGUGGACUUGCUGUAUUUAGCGCAGUAUUUCCACCUGCCCAUCGGAGAAGUGGCCGUAAAUUGGCAAGAGAUAGAAGGCUCCAAACUGGUGCCUUUCUGGAGUUGGUUACAGAUGGGCAGGGACCUUGUUCUUAUUUGGCUUCGAUAUUCUAUCGGGGCAUGGAAGAUCAAAGACGUCAGACCAAAAACACAAUAA
This is a messenger RNA of Acanthosepion pharaonis, 987 nucleotides long. NCBI's taxonomy places the organism in Eukaryota, Metazoa, Mollusca, Cephalopoda, Sepiida, Sepiidae. The record is from the annotation of a GenBank genome assembly.